Anisakis simplex (herring worm) is the source of this 1077-nucleotide messenger RNA. NCBI's taxonomy places the organism in Eukaryota, Metazoa, Nematoda, Chromadorea, Rhabditida, Anisakidae. The record is from the annotation of a GenBank genome assembly.
AUGCGAUUAUCGACACGUGCAGUGGAACGUGAGACGGGCACUCCGGUGAUGCUGUUCGAUAUGAAAUCUGCGAUAACACGCCUUUCAUCCUAUGUGAUCACUAACGAUUGUUUAAUGAACGAUGAUAAAAUUGAACUUCUUUCGUUCAUCUACGAGGUCGUGCUUUGGGCAGCUGCAGUGCGCUCGGCUCUGUUGGCCACGUUGCAUAUGCCAAUUCCACAAAUGAAACGUCUGAUGAGAAAGGUGUCUGCAUCAUCGCCAUCACAACCGUUGAGUAAUGCAGCGCAGAACGAUUCUUCGUCGUCAACGGAUCAAGAUGAAGUGAAUCCGGUAGAGGCGAUGCGAUACACGUGCACAGACCUGUCGCGCUAUAUCGGUGAACUGUGGCAUGAAUGUCGUAUCAAACGACUGCCGGACAAUUUCAAAAUUGGACACACUUCACUCGAGCAAAUGCAUCAUUUUCUGACAGGUAGUGAACAGCUGUCGAUAAGCUAUCUACCGGCAGCUUCGUUGAACAACUGGAUUAAAGUGAUAUCAAGAUGGAUACCGUUUAUAGCUCAUACACUGAAAAUGGAGGCGCUUGUAUGGCGUCGUUUCACUAUACUCGAGUUACCAACGAACUAUGAUGAUUUGUUCUCGCGGUUUUUUGGUCGUUCAUGUUUGAGUUGUGGUACGAUUCCACGGAAUCCAUUCAUCUGUUUGUUGUGCUCGGAGGUGGUUUGUUUGGACAGUUGUUGUGUGACAUCCACUGGUGGGAUGGUGCCUGAUAAUGAAGUGGAACGGCACGCAAUACAGUGUGGAAGUGGAGUGGCGUGUUUCCUGUCGCUGAAUACAUCGCUGAUCGUGAUUGUGACGAGGCAUAAAGCCGCGCUCUGGGGAUCUGUUUAUUUAGAUAUUCAUGGAGAAGAGGAUCGUAACUUAAGACGUGGUAAACCGCUAUUUCUAUCAGCACGGCGUUUCGCGAGGCUUCGUUCCGAUUGGGUUCGUCAAUCGUUCGAGCAACAGUCGAUGAGUUUCUUCACCUUUGAUCAUUUACCAACAUUUUUGCGUGAUGCCCAUUAUGUACUUAGCUCAUAG